Molecule: messenger RNA, 480 nt
Organism: Babesia ovata
Lineage: Eukaryota; Apicomplexa; Aconoidasida; Piroplasmida; Babesiidae
Product: DUF866 domain-containing protein, putative
Exons: 1
Coding region: 1-480 (159 amino acids)
Molecular function (GO): zinc ion binding
Source: RefSeq, a predicted model, not a curated record
AUGGUUGUAUUUGGAAUAUUUGCACGAGCGCAGCUCGAAAAUGUCGCGGAACUGCGCAUUCCGGAGAGGCACUUGUGGACCUUUGACCUCAAGGAGUCGACUGGUGACGAGACACGCGACUUCGUCACCAUCAGCGACGAAGAGCUCGUUGAGACCGGAAACACGCGGAACGUCGUGCAUGGGUGUAUCUUUUUCAAGGAAUCUAACCGCAGGGGCACCAUCGCCAUCAAAACCAUCAAGGACGUCACGAAAAACGCAAUCACUGAAUCCAACACAUUCACCUGCAUUGGUGCAUUUGACUGCAGGGGAAUCGAAAUCACCAAGUGGCACCCGCGAGGCGGAUAUCAGGUCGUCUGCGAAAGCGGCACCGUUAUAAACGAUGUUGAGUUCGACACCUCCGGUGCGUGGGUGGGAUUUGACGAGGCGGCUUCGGCCUCUGUCUCGGUCAUGGAGCUCGACUACGAGAUAAGGACGUUGUAA